This is a messenger RNA of Microdochium trichocladiopsis, 1864 nucleotides long. RefSeq names its product major facilitator superfamily domain-containing protein. NCBI's taxonomy places the organism in Eukaryota, Fungi, Ascomycota, Sordariomycetes, Xylariales, Microdochiaceae. Gene Ontology annotation, molecular function: transmembrane transporter activity. The record is from RefSeq and is a predicted model, not a curated record. The transcript is spliced from 4 exons. The coding region runs from base 1 to 1617 and encodes 538 amino acids. Gene Ontology annotation, biological process: transmembrane transport.
AUGGCUGGCUCAGGGGUUACCGAGGACAGCAUAUCUCCAGCAGCUACUCCCGGGAGACCGCAACAACAAUUUGAGGUCCAGGAACCCACCACAAGCACCAUCGGCAAUGCGGCCAACCUGCAAGGCGACCCCAGCCAUGAUGAAAACGAGCCAGAUGACAUGGCAUACCCGACCGGCACAAAGCGCUGGCUCGCCGUGUCGUCGCUCUUUGCCGCGGCGGUCCUGCACGGGCUCGACCUGACCAUUGUUGCCGCCGCCAUCCCCAGCCUGACCAACGACUUCCACACCCUCGACGAUAUCGGCUGGUAUUCAUCGGCGUAUUCGCUCAUGGCCGCGAGCUUCUCGUUUGUCUGGAGCCGGCUGUACACCCGGACCUCGCACACCUCGGGCCCCAAAUGGACUUACCUGGCCGCGUUGUGCAUCUUCGAGCUCGGGUCCUUGCUGUGCACGGUCGCGCCGACGUCUUCCAUGCUGGGCAUUGUGAGCUCGCCGAUCGUCGGCGGUGCGCUGAUCGACUGGCUGCGAACGUGGAGGGGGUGUUUUGGAAUCAAUCUGCCUCUGGGAGCUGCGGCGAUUGUCUUCAUCGUCUUUGGGUUCAAGGGGGAUGUUGGACUUAUAUCCAGGACUGCCCACCACCUUCGCGAGUUUGACAUCCUCGGCACCUUCCUCAUGCUCCCUGCCAUCACGACAUUCCUCCUCGCCCUGCAGUGGGGAGGCAACCGCCACCCGUGGACCGACAGCCGCAUCAUCGCCCUGUUCGUCCUCUCGGCGGUGCUGCUCGGCGCAUUCGCCUGGCGGCAGCGCGUCCUGCUCGAAUCCCGCGCCACGCUUCCCCCGCGCAUAGUCAAGAUGCGCUCCGUCCUCGCGGGAGCGUGGUUCACGGCCUGCACAAACGCCACGCUCGCCGUGACGGAGUACUAUGUGACCAUCUAUUUUCAAGGGGUCAGGGGCCUGAGCGCCAUGCAGUCUGGGCUGAUGAUGCUGCCGAUGCUCAUCGGGAUCACGGUAGGCGGGCUGCUGUCUGGUGUUGGGAUCAGCCGGAUGGGCUAUUAUAAUCCAUUCAUGAUCGCAGCGACCCUCCUCGCCCCUGUAGCAGCCGGCCUGCUCACCACCACGGGCCUCGACGACCCGGACGCCAAAGUCCCGUCGCUUCUGGGCUUCCUCGGCGUCGCCGUCGGGCUCGGCAUCCAGACGCCCACCAUCGCGCUCCAGACCGUCAUGAAGCCCGCGGACCUGCCCAUGGGUAUCGCGCUGCUCGGCUUCGGCGCGACCAUGGGCAACGCCGUGUGGAUCGUCGUGUCGGCCGCGCUCUUCCAGGGACGGCUCGGAGUCGAGAUUGCCGCGCAUCUGGCGAGUGCCGCUGGUGGUGGUGGUGGUGGUGCCGGUGCUGCUGCGGGUGGCGAGGUGCUGGGCAAUCUCACGCACACGAUUCUCACGGGCGAGGUCGGGCUUUCUGAGAUCCGCGACCUGGUCGGCGGAGACCGGCUAAGGGAUGUGCUUCUCGGGUACGACGAGGCGCUGACACAGACCAUGUACCUGCCCCUUGCGCUCACGAUUGCCAUGGUUGUGGGCUGUGUGUUUACAGAGUGGCAGAGCGUCAAGAAGAAGCAGUCCUGAGCCCUGAGUGGGAGAUGUCAUGCCCACUAAGCAGGCGCACAACAGUCAACUGACGGCGCUGAGAUGGUCUUCCACCCUGAGCGUUUUCCCACUUUCUUUGUGCUGUCCAAGAGUUGCUCACAAGGUGAAGAAAAAGUGCGCACCCAGCCUUACAGCAAUGCAUACCGUCUUGUACAGCCAACCUUGAGCGAUAUCGUACAAUGCGGUCCUUAUAGCUUCUGAUAUGUAGAUGAUUCAAUCACGUCGA